Molecule: messenger RNA, 936 nt
Organism: Fomitiporia mediterranea MF3/22
Lineage: Eukaryota; Fungi; Basidiomycota; Agaricomycetes; Hymenochaetales; Hymenochaetaceae
Product: dihydrodipicolinate synthetase
Exons: 3
Coding region: 1-936 (311 amino acids)
Molecular function (GO): 4-hydroxy-tetrahydrodipicolinate synthase activity
Source: RefSeq, a predicted model, not a curated record
AUGUCAAAAGCGACGCCUCCACCACCAGGAAUCUAUGUUCCUGCAGUCGUCUUCUUCACCGAGAAUGACGAGCUUGACAUUCCUUCUAUCAAAUCUCACGUACUUCGCCUUGCUAAGGGCGGAGUAACGGGAAUCCUAGUACAAGGAUCAAAUGGCGAGGCUCAACAUCUUUCUCACGAAGAGAGGAUUCUCGCUAUUCGGACGACUCGCGAGACGCUUAAUGAGAAUGGAUUUACGAGUGUUUUGGUUAUUGCUGGUACUGGUGCGCAGUCGACGCGCGAGACGAUUCAGCUGUGUAAGGAAGCGCAUGAAGCGGGAGCUUCGCAUGCGCUCGUGCUUACUCCGUCUACUUGGUUACCGCAAAUGACGAAAGAGAAUAUUAUUCUCUUUCAUCGUACGGUCGCAGAUGGAUCACCAAUCCCGACUAUGAUUUACAACUUCCCCGUCGUUACCGCAGGUAUAGACCUGGACUCAGACACGCUCACAACGCUUGCUGCUCAUCCAAACAUUGUCGGAACGAAACUGUCCUGCGGAAAUGUUGGCAAGCUCACUCGCCUCACUUCAACUUUCCCCGCGUCCGAGUUUGCCGUGUUCCCCGGGACGUCGGACGUAUUCGUUCCUUCGCUUCUUGUCGGAGGAGCAGGAGUUAUCGGUGCCAGCGUUAACAUCCUUCCGAAAGUGCACGCCGAAGUCUACAGGUUGUGGAAGGAGGGAAAGACAGACGAGGCGUUGAAGUUACAAUAUUUACUUGCUCAUGGUGAUUGGGCGGUGAAGAGAAUUGGUGGGAUCGCUGGACUGAAGGCUAUCAUUGUAAAGGAAUUCGGGUACGGAUCAGGUAGAGUGAGAGGUCCUCUUGUUCCUGUGUCAGCGGAAAAGGUGGAUGCUCUUCAGCAAACUAAGCUCCCAGAGUUAUUUGCACUGGAGAAGUCAUUGUAG